Molecule: messenger RNA, 2369 nt
Organism: Cryphonectria parasitica EP155
Lineage: Eukaryota; Fungi; Ascomycota; Sordariomycetes; Diaporthales; Cryphonectriaceae
Exons: 6
Coding region: 511-2124 (537 amino acids)
Biological process (GO): transmembrane transport
Molecular function (GO): transmembrane transporter activity
Source: RefSeq, a predicted model, not a curated record
CCAGACUUCAUUCAGGAAUUCUUCCGUGCACGUUUUUGAUCUCAACACUCUCGAUGGAUCCGGGGAACGACGGAGUGGCAAAUUCACAGGCUAGGGACUUGGUUCUCGUUUUGAAUUUUUACGCUUUCGUCAGACUCACCGACAUGUCGCCAUCUAGAGGAUCUGAUGUUCUGGUCUAGGCCCAGUAACCCUCAGGGACCUUUUGCCGUUGCCUCACGAGCUGCCCUGUUUGGGCAGUUCAUUGCGAUCCUUCUAUGGAGCAUACGAGGAAUCACACUGACUCAAACUCGGUCUGCCGUAUGCCGGUUGGGAAGAGUUUUCCUGAUCAUAGGAUGGGGAUGACUCGAUCUACAGUCUGGACGGUGGUACUUCCAAACGAUGACCAGGCAGUAUAACUACCUUGAUGAAAUUGGAUGAUGGGUUGGAAUACAAUAAGGGCUUUGGUUGUUGUCUUGCAGAUCUUGAAGCCCUGGAAUCCCGCACCAAUUUCACUUCCUCAUCAGAUUCAUCAUGGAUCAAAGAAAGCCUCUCGACAAGAGUCUGCCGACUGUGGUGACCCUUCUUACUGAGCUGGGUUCAAGUUCUGAAGAUGAUGUCUCUGAGAAACGCGAAACAACACCUCGGGAUGAGGCAGAUGUUCUUGCUUCCUAUGGCCUCGAAAGAGAGUCUAAUGGAGUGAUCAGCUGGGCUCGAGGAAGCAAACAUCAUCCUCGAAACUGGCCGACUAAGCGCAAAAUCUACGACACAGCUUUGAUAAUUCUACUGGAACUGUACACGACUGUUAUAAGCACUACAGGAGCAGCGGUUGCUGAUAUUGCUGGGCCCGAGUAUGGAAUGAGCAAGCUCACUGCACUGUUUGCCUUCACGUUCAUGUAUCAACUGGGUCAAGCAAUAGGAGGCUAUCUUAUACCUCCUUUCUCGGAACUGGCAGGGAGGCGAUACCCAUAUCUCGUAUCUUCAGCUGCCUUCACAAUAUUCUGCGCUGUAAUAUCACUUGGAGGGUCGUCCUCGCCGGCCACCAUCUUUGUCGGUCGUUUCAUCACGGGUUUCGCAUCAGCUGUACCCUCGGUUGUUAUCGCCGGCAGCGUUGAGGACCUCUUUGACACUCGAGCUCGGGUGUGGGUGGUCGUGCUCUGGAACGCGGCAACGACAAUUGCGCUCUGCCUGGGGCCCAUCUAUGCCUCGUACAUCAUUGCCGCGCCUCAUGCAGGCUGGCGAUGGGUAUACUACAGCGCUUCUAUAGUCACAGGCGCGCUCACCAUGGGCCUCCUAGCAGUCAAGGAGAGCCGCCCCAGCGUCCUGCUCGGGCGAAGAGUGGCGCUGCUCGCCAAGGAGCGGAUCGGAGUUGUGAAGGAUCUGAGGUGGAACAAUGCGGACUCGGCUGCAGGAGGGUGGAGAACGUUUGCGCAGUUGGUGGUUGUGAGGCCGGCGCACAUUCUCUUUACAGAGCCGCUCGUGAUCAUGAUCGCCUUUAUUUCCGGCAUUUCAUGGGGAAUCAUCUACCUGUUCACGGAAUCGACCAGCGGCAUCUACCAGUCCAUGGGGUUCACCAAGACUACGGCCUCGCUGCCGUUUCUGGCCCUUGCUUGUGGGGUGUUUUUGACAUUUCUCCCGCGCUUCUGGGAUAUGAAAGUUGUGCGGCGUCGUCACCAGGCGAAAGAGCCCGUGGAACCUGAAGAUAAAAUCAUGGGUUUUGCCUUUGCAGCCCCAGCCCUUGCCAUCGGGCUCUUCUGGUUCGCAUGGACAGUUCCCCCAGCAGCACCAAGCCUCCCAUGGAUCGUCCCUACGCUGGCACUGGUCCCCAUCGGGUUUGCCGUCAACGAGAUAGCCUACACACUCAGCGGCCUCUUGGCAGACUCUUACCUGCUCUAUAGUGCCUCUGCCUUCUCCGGGCUGGCCUUUGUCAGAGCCAUCAUUUCCGGGCUGAUGACGCUUGUGGCACAGCCCAUGUACAAGAACUUGAGCGCCAACGAUGCCGGAUCCAUCCUGGCUGGGGUCUCGGUACUUUUCUGCUUGGCACCCUGGGUAUUCCUCCGGUAUAGCAAGAGGCUGAGACAAGCCAGUCCUUUUGCCAAGUACAGCGUGGAGAUGGAUCGUGCUACGUGGGCUCAGGGGGAGGCGUGAACCGCGAACGCGCAAUGUUGCAUAACAUGAUUUCUGCUAAAGAAUUAGAAUUUAGUAUAGUCGUCAUAGAUACUUACUGUGUACUACUCUCGUGGUACAAGAUAGAUGCAUCUUGAGGGGAGGUGGAAAGGUGGAUUACUACGCACAAAGAUCCCCUGGAUUUAGGCAACAAAAAAGGUGGAUACAAGGGUGGUAGAUAAAAGUACAGAUCUGAAUUCUCAUGAAUGAACUCGCUUUGGUUUCCC